UUUGUUAUUAUUAAUUAAAUGACUGACAUCUUAAAGAAUCCUAAGGUGAAAUAAGUAAUACAAGAUGUGGUAGGAGGAUGUUAGAAUUAAACAGCAACAGUAUUAGAAAUGACACUUGUGUAAGUCUAUACAGCAGAUGAAGGAAAACAUAAAUUCCAUGGAUCUAAUAUAGCAGGAAUAUUAUGUUUUUUAAUUGAUAGAAGAGAAGGAAAAGUAAAAAAUAAUUAAUAUAAUAGUGUUUUUAUUUGAGAGUUUAUGAUCCUGCAAACCUUUAAGUACUUUUUUCAAUGGAACUUUGUUAUGGAAUCAAAGACUUUUGGUAACCUGUUCAUGGAAUUUCAAAUUUUUACAGUAUUCCAAUUUAGAAAGGUUUCAUUGGUUUUUUGUUUCCAAAUGUAGAUGAAGCAACAAAGAUAACAUAAAAGAUUUGUUCAAAUGGUCCAACAAAACAAUAAUUAGAAGAAAUAAAUGCUUAGAUUGAAAAGGAAGAGAAGGAGAAAAAGAAACUUGAAAAAUUAGAGAAAGAGAAGGGGACAGUUAAAGGUGCAUUUAAAGAUUUUUUUGGAUUGAAUAAACAAGUUGAGAAAGUAUGAAAUAAAGAAUAUAUAAUGAAGCAAGUAUAAGUUAGUGGUCCAACAGGAUUCAAAAGAAAUCAAUUAUCAUUCAAUCUUGACACAGGAGAAAUAAAUUUAGAUGAUUUACCACCUGAAUUAUUGAAUGCCUUUAAAAAGGCAGGAAUAACAAAAAAGGAUUUACAAGAUAAAAAUUAAGCAAAAGAAAUCUUUAAAGCUGUAGCAAAUUUCAAUGAAAAUCCUUCUGCUCCUCCCCCUCCUCCUCCUCCACCACCACCACCUCCUUCUUAAAAGUAAUAAUAAUAAGUAUAAAUUAUAAAUUAAAUAAAGGGUCCUCCACCACCACCACCUCCUCCUCCUCCAAAAGGAGCUCCACCCCCACCACCACCACCUCCUCCCCCUCCUCCUCCUAGAGGUCCUGCUCCUCCACCACCUCCUAAAGCACCUUCAAGUGGAUAAUAAUAAAUUACUCAACCUAAUUAAUAAUAACAAUAAUAAUAAGCUCAAAAAUAACCACCUAAAAGUUAAUCCAAUAGAAAUGAUUUAUUAGCUGAAAUUUAAUAAGGUGUUAAAUUGAAGCAUGUUGAAAAAAAUGAAUGUAAAGUUGAAAUUAAAGAAAUGGAUAAAAAAUAAUAAGAUGAUUUAACAAGUUAUUUAGCUUAGAUGAUGGCUUAAAGAAGAGAACAAUUAACUAAAAAUAGAAAAGAUAGUAGUGAUAGUCAUAAUUCUGGUUGGUCUGAUGACUGAUAUAUACAUAAACAUUAUAUUAUGAAAAUUAUAUAAUCA
Messenger RNA from Paramecium sonneborni, 1358 nucleotides. The record is from the annotation of a GenBank genome assembly. Lineage: Eukaryota; Ciliophora; Oligohymenophorea; Peniculida; Parameciidae.